Messenger RNA from Rhopalosiphum maidis (corn leaf aphid), 1113 nucleotides. RefSeq lists its product as uncharacterized. The coding region runs from base 1 to 1113 and encodes 370 amino acids. The transcript has 8 exons. The record is from RefSeq and is a predicted model, not a curated record. Lineage: Eukaryota; Metazoa; Arthropoda; Insecta; Hemiptera; Aphididae.
AUGAAAAGUUUUAUUACAUUACUGAUAAAUUUUGUUCUACAAAAUCAAUGGAUCACAAUCAAUGCUGAGCAAGUGCUUGGAAUAGCGCCAUGUAUGUAUUCAGGUGAUUUUGAUCCUAAUGGAUACUUUUGUCCAGAUACACCCAUGUCAAUAGAUAAGUUACCAUUGCAGGAGUGUACAUCAUUAGUUUAUGAUGGAAUAAAUAUGGCUGCUGAUUUAACUGUCAAUUUUACUCAAGUGGAUGAAAACAAUGUAAGCGCUCUUGAAUCCUCUGAUAAACCAUUGUAUUUAUAUUACGGUUAUGCAACUCUACAAGCUUGGGCACAAGCAGUUGAUGCUGAAAAUGUACCUAUAGAAUUGACCAAAAUGAGAGAAUUUUUAAUGGAUUCAAAAAUAUCGGGUUUAGUACUAAAGAAUUUAAACUAUGAUUACAAUGAUUGUAAUGCAGAUUUUCAUUUUGAUCCAAAUUUUUUUAAGAAGUUAAUAGAAUACAUAACUGAAUUAAAAAAAAUAAAAUCCAAUUUGAGUAUUGGAUUAUAUGUGAGCGCAAGCAACAUGAUAUAUUAUAGUGAUAAACCAAAUUCUCCAGAUUGGUUUGACUUUACGGUUUUAAAUGAUGUUAUGGAUAAUUAUAUAAUUGGCUUUAAUAAUUUCAAUCCGUGUAAUGAAUUCUUUAAAGGCGGAACUGUUCCAAUGGAUGAUGUUUUAAAUCACACCCAUUCCUUGACAACAUUCGAAAAAGCUUUAAGUUGUUCAACAAUUGCAAAGGACAAAAUGUAUCUAGAGUUCUCAGCGAGUCCUACACUUAAUACAACCUCCGCUGAACAUCUACCCACAUGCUGCGUGACAUAUAAAAAAUAUUGUGAAGCUGACCACUAUAAUAUUUACUUCUGUGCUGACAAUGCAGAUGCAUUCUAUAAAAAAGGUAAAUUUGCUAAAGAUAUAGGCGCAAAAGGAAUCGUAAUAAAGUAUAUCGAUACAAUCGACCCCACUGCAAAAUGUGAUUGUGAUAAUAAAAAUGAGUUUAUAACAUUUACGAUGAUGCUUCAUGGUUUUAAGUGUUUAGAACCUAUUACUCACUGUACGAAGUUAAAUAGUGUUAUUCAUUCAUAA